Molecule: messenger RNA, 3093 nt
Organism: Helianthus annuus (common sunflower)
Lineage: Eukaryota; Viridiplantae; Streptophyta; Magnoliopsida; Asterales; Asteraceae
Product: LRR receptor-like serine/threonine-protein kinase RPK2
Exons: 1
Coding region: 278-2935 (885 amino acids)
Biological process (GO): protein phosphorylation
Molecular function (GO): protein kinase activity; ATP binding; protein binding
Source: RefSeq, a predicted model, not a curated record
GCUAAUAUGUAUAGAAACCAAAGUUAAACAUCCAAAUUGUGCACCAUAGACUUUAUGCACCUUGACUUCUUUUUCUUUUUUCUUUUUUCCAAAAUCACCCAAAAAACAAGAACCAAAAAUGAAUCAAAAGGCUGAUACCCCAUCUCUCUCACUAUCUUUUCCAAAACACAAAAUUAAGGUUUAAACUUUAAACCUCAUCACAAACCUUCAAACCCCUUCAUCAAGAUUCAAUUUUUCCAAACCCUUUAUUAUUAUUUUUAUUAGUAUUACUCCACAAAUGGGUCAUCAUCAAACCCCCAUAAAACCCCUAUUCCUCCUCUGUUUCAUCUUCAUCCACCAUUACGACGUCGUUUCCACUACCAACUCAGACAAAUCAGCCCUCCUAGAGUUCAAAAGAUCCGUAUCCGACCCGUACGGGCUCUUAACAACCUGGAACGAAUCCAACCCGGAUCUUUGUUCCUGGGUCGGAGUCACUUGCGGGUCGGGUCACCGGGUCGUGGGUCUUAACAUAACCGGUGGAGGUAAUUUCGGAUCUUUUACUUGUAAUAAAUAUGAUCAAUUUCAGUUGUACGGAUUCGGAAUUAGAAAAAGUUGUGAAAUUUAUAAUGGGAAAUUGAUGGGUAAGUUGUCAUAUGCAAUUUCAAAGCUUGAUGAAAUUAGGGUUUUAUCUCUUCCGUUUAAUGAUUUAGAGGGUGAAAUUGGAAGUGUAAUUUGUGGGUUGAAGAAGUUAGAAGUUGUUGAUCUUGAAGGGAAUAUGAUUAGUGGGAAUUUGAAGUUUAAUUUUGGGGAUUUAAAGAGGCUUAGGGUGAUUAAUCUCGGGUUUAAUCGGAUAUCGGGUGAAAUACCCGAUUCGCUGUCGAAUUUGAAGAGUUUAAAGAUUCUGAAUCUUGCUGGGAAUCGGUUAAACGGGUCGAUUCCGAGGUUUGUUAACGGUGAGUUACGCGGGUUGUACUUGUCGUUUAAUCGGAUUUCGGGGAGGAUUCCGAGUGAGAUUGGGUAUGAUUGUGGUGAGCUUGAGCGGUUAGAGCUUGCGGGUAAUUUGUUACUUGGGGGGAUUCCGUCUAGUUUGUCGAAUUGUAGUAAGUUGCGAUCGGUUUUACUGUAUUCGAAUAUGCUCCAAGGUGAGAUCCCGGGUGAGCUUGGUCGGCUUAAGAUGCUAGAAGUUUUGGAUGUUUCGAGAAACAGUCUUCGCGGGCAGAUACCGAAACAGCUUGGAAACUGUACAGAAAUGUCGGUUCUUGUGUUGUCGAACUUGUUUGAUCCUAUCCCGGAUGUCGGUUCUCGUUAUGUAGUCGAGUAUAAUUAUUUUCAUAGCGAGUUGCCUUUGGAAAUUACGGUUUUGCCCAAGUUGAAGCUGCUAUGGGCUCCAAGAACGACUUUGGAGGGCGGUUUUCCGAGCAACUGGGGUGGUUGUAAAAGUUUGGAGAUGGUAAACUUGGCUCGAAACUUUUUCACAGGUGAAAUCCCGAACGGGCUAACUCUAUGCAAGAAGUUGCGGUUUCUUGAUUUGAGCUCGAACAAGUUGACCGGCGAGUUAAGUGAUGAACUUCCGGUUCCGUGUAUGAUUUUGUUCGAUGUUAGUAAGAAUCAUCUUUCAGGGCCAAUCCCGUCUUUUCGUUACACGACAUGUGAACCGUUUGAUGCCUCGUCUGUGUACACACGAUAUUUUUCAUUUCAAACCGCAAAGGAUGGUGAAAAGGGAAGUCUUGCAAACACUACAAGAUUUUUGCGAUUCAACGUCUCGUAUAAUGACUUGUCGGGCCCGUUGCAAGAAAACUUGAUGGCUACCACAUCUUCAGUACGGCAGCUGACCGAAUCCGGUCCAACAAACGGGGGCGAUUUUGUAAAUUACUCUGAUUCUUCAACCACGGCGCCAAAAAGCAAGAACGGGAACUUUAAUUCGAUCGAGAUUGCUUCGAUAGUAUCAGCUUCGGCCAUUUUUUCGGUUCUUCUAGCGCUGAUUGUUCUUUAUUUCUGUACCCGAAGGCGGCCCAAGUCCGUGGCCAACGAGUCGACUCAAAAGGAAGUUACUCUUUUUAUCGAUAUCGGGCUCAGGUUGAAUUUUGAUAGUGUGAUACAGGCAACUGGUCACUUCAAUGCUAGCAAUUGUAUAGGAAGCGGUGGAUUUGGGGCAACGUAUAAAGCCGAGAUCUCCCCGGGGUUCCUGGUGGCGAUAAAACGAUUGGCGGUAGGACGGUUUCAAGGUGUACAACAAUUCGAAGCUGAGAUCAGAACAUUAGGGCGGCACCGCCAACGGAAUCUUGUGACACUUAUCGGAUAUCAUGCGAGUGAAACCGAAAUGUUCCUAAUAUAUAACUACCUACCCGGUGGAAACUUGGAAAGAUUCAUUCAAGAACGAUCGACGAGAGCCGUUGAUUGGCGGGUUCUUCACAAGAUCGCAUUGGAUGUCGCACGAGCACUCGCAUAUCUCCAUGAUCAAUGCGUUCCGCGUGUUCUUCACCGUGAUGUCAAACCUAGCAAUAUAUUGCUAGACGACGAUUUAAACGCUUAUUUAUCCGAUUUCGGGUUGGCUCGGCUAUUGGGUACAUCAGAAACGCACGCCACCACCGGAGUCGCCGGAACUUUUGGUUACGUGGCACCUGAAUACGCGAUGACAUGUCGGGUAUCGGAUAAAGCUGACGUGUACAGUUACGGUGUAGUACUUCUCGAACUGUUAUCCGAUAAAAAGGCGUUAGACCCGUCUUUUUCAUCUUAUGGAAACGGGUUUAAUAUUGUCGCUUGGGCGUUAAUGCUUCUCCAAGAAGGACGCGCGAAGGAGUUUUUCACAGCUGGGUUGUGGGAUGCAGGGCCGCACGAUGAUCUCGUGGAGGUGUUGCAUCUGGCGGUGGUUUGCACGGUGGACUCGUUGUCGACAAGACCCACCAUGAAGCAAGUCGUACGGCGGUUGAAGCAACUUCAACCGCGGUCAUGUUAACCGCAACAUAAUAGUUAUGAUAAUCAAAUUCUUGUAUAUGUUUCUAGAAGACAAUUGAUUGUAGUUGUAACUUGUAAAAUUAUGUUAUAAUGUCAUGUACCUAAGAUUAUACAAAAAUAUAAUGACAAAGAAAACUUUAUUAAAUGUUUGAUUUGGCA